AAAGAAAGAGCUCGCGUGUGAUGUGUUUGUGUCCUCAGUGUUUUCUCUCUUGCGUGUUUCAUUGAGUGUAAACAGAUUUAUUUAUUUAUUUGAGUGUUUAGAAGUUGAUGAUGAGAUGUGCUGUAAAUGAGUAUGAACUGAUCUGUCCAUGCUGGAUAUAUUGAUGAUUUCAUCACAGAAAUCUCUCAGCUGAAGAAAGAGGUGGCGUUACUGAAGACAAAGCUGAGGUCACGAGGAGAUUUAGCAAUGAAACGAGAGGAUGUGGAUCGUUAUGAAUCUUCAGUGUAUAACGUGACUGAUGAUGGGAGUCUGGAUUCAGUGUGGAUGAGCAUAGAUCAGAGCCGCAAACCACAGCCACUGCUGGACUCUAAACUCUCUGAAGAGGAAUCCAGACACACACAGGACUCAGAGCUCAGUCUGACUUUACUCUGUUAUACUGAGUCAAAGCCCACAGACACUCAGGACACUACAGUGUGUGACAAGCAACGGAGCUUACAAGAGGAUCAAACCUCCACAGAGUCUCUGGAUUCUGUCUGUAAAGCUGGAGAACAGCAGCAGAUCCUGCAGACCACACUGAAGAUGUGUUCAGUCAAACUCAUCGACUGCAAGAACCUUAUGAUGAAGAUUAAAACUGAACCUACAGAAAUAAAAACUGAACCCGCAGAAAUAAAAAUUGAAACCACAGAAAUAAAAACUGAAACCAUAGAAGAGGAAGAUUGCACUGAGGAAGAUGAUGAUUUUAUUCCAUUAGAUGUGAAGAGUGAUUCAUGUUUGGAUAUAGAAAUAACAUCAUCAACAUCAAAAGAGCGACUGACAGCACAAACUCUUUCCUGCAUUACCUGUGGAAAGACAUUCAGAUCACAAAGACAAUUAAAGAGACAUGAGAGAAAACACACAGAACAGAAACUCUUCACCAGAUCUGAGAUCAGCUUUACUACCUUACAAGAGAAGAAACUUAAUUCAGAAAAGCACAGAGAGAAAAAAAACCAGCUUCACUGUGAGAAGAGAGAUAGCUGUAAACGUGGUCUGAAGAGACAUGUGCCUUCACACACCAAUGAGAGACCGUAUCAGUGCAGUGAAUGUGACAAAACCUUUAAGGAUUCAGGAUCAUUCAAAUCACACCAGAAUAUUCACUCUAAAGAGAAACUCUAUCAGUGUUCACACUGUGGUAAAUUUUAUGGUCGUAAAUCUCAGCUGAAAGUCCAUGAGAGACUUCACACUGGAGAGAAACCUUAUCACUGUAGUGUCUGUGGGAAGAGUUUUAGUCAACAGUCACACUUAAUAAAUCACCAGAGAAUUCAUACAGGUGAAAAACCUUACAAAUGCUCUCAGUGUGGCAAAACAUUUGCUCUGUCAUUUUACUUAGAAGUCCAUGAGAGAGUUCACACUGGAGAGAAACCUUAUCACUGUAGUGUCUGUGGGAAGAGUUUUAGUCAACGGUCAAACUUACUUAAGCACCAGAGAAUUCAUACAGGGGAAAAACCUUUCAAAUGCUCUCAGUGUGACAUGAAAUUUUCUCAGUCAGGUCCCUUAAAAUCCCAUCAGAGAAUUCACACUGGAGAGAAACCUUAUAACUGUAGUGUCUGUGGGAAGAGUUUUAGUCAACGGUCAAACUUACUUCAGCACCAGAGAAUUCAUACAGGUGAAAAACCUUUCAAAUGCUCUCAGUGUGACAUGACAUUUAAUUAUUCAUAUUACUUGAAAGUCCAUGAGAGAAUUCACACUGGAGAGAAACCUGACGUCUGCUCUCAAUGUGGAAAGGGCUUCACUGAUUCAUCUCAAUUAAGAGUUCAUCUAAGAGUUCACACUGGAGAGAAACCUUAUAACUGUAGUGUCUGUGGGAGGAGUUUUAGUCAACGGUCAAACUUACUUAAGCACAAAUGCUCUGUGGGAUGAGAUGUUUGCUCAGUCAGGUUCUUUAAAAUCCCAUCAGAGACUUCAUACGGGAAAGAAACCUUAAAGGAAUACUUUAGAUAAUUUACCUCCAUGUCAUCCAAAAUGUUGAUGUCUUUCUUUGUUCAGUCGAGAAGAAAUUAAGUUUUUUGAGAAAAACAUUGCAGGAUUUUUCUAAUUUUAAUAGACUUUAUUGGACCCCAACACUUUACAGUUUCAGCGCAGUUCCAAAGCGCUCUAAACGAUGCCAAACAAGCAAUAAGGGCAGGGCUCCAAAUUGACAUUUUAGAGGGGUGGUACUGGCACCACCCAAGUUGUACAGCUGGUGGCGCUGGGCCUCAUUGUGGUGGCACCAAAACAAAAAAACAAACACUAAAACAAAGUCCAAAAAUGUUUAAUGCAUUAAUAAAUUCUAGGGCUGUCAAAAAAAUGAUUAAUCACAUACAAAAUAAAAGUUUGUGUUUACAUAAUAUAUUUGUGUGUAUUGUGUGUAAUUAUGAUGUAUAUAUACAGUGAGGAAAAUUAGUAUAUGAACACCCUGCUAUUUUGCAAGUUCUUCCACUUAGAAAUCAUGGAAGGGUCUGAAAUUGUCAUCGUAGGUGCAUGUCCACUGUGGGAGACAUAAUCUAAAAUAAAAAGUUCUAUUUUGGUCUCAUCUGACCACAUGACUUUCUCUCAUGACUCCUCUGGAUCAUCCAAAUGGUCAUUGGCAAACUUAAGACGGGCCUGGACAUGUGCUGGUUUAAGCAGGGGAACCUUCCAUGCCAUGCAUGAUUUCAAACCAUGACGUCUUAGUGUAUUACCAACAGUAACCUUGGAAACGGUGGUCCCAGCUUUUUUCAGGUCAUUGACCAGCUCCUCCCGUGUAGAUCUCUUCUGAUUUCUCACCUUUCUUAGGAUCAUUGAGACCCCACGAGGUGACAUCUUGCAUGGACUGCCAGUCCGAGGGAGAUUGACAGUCAUGUUUAGCUUCUUCCAUUUUCUAAUUAUUGCUCCAACAGUUACUCCAACCGUUUUUUACCAAGCUGCUUGGCAAUUUCCCUUUAGCCCUUUCCAGCCUUGUGGAGGUGUACAAUUUUGUCUCUAAUGUCUUUGGACAGCUCUUUGGUCUUGGCCAUGUAAGUAGUUGGAUUCUUACUGAUUGUAUGGGGUGAACAGGUGUCUUUAUACAGCUAACGACCUCAAACAGGUGCAUCUAAUUUAGGAUAAUAAAUGGAGUGGGGUGGACAUUUUAAAGGCAGACUAAGGCUAUGUUUACACGUGGAAGGAGGAAGGAGUUGUUGCAGUAGGUGAUCGAUGACGUCAAAGUACCGCAAGAGCGAGGAAUCACACGUAGAGGUCUAAUUUCGAAUCACUCUCGCGGUACUUUGACAUCAUCCGUCUGUCAGUUCCUGCAGCGCAGCAUGAAGUCCAACACGCAUAAAAUUGCUGACCUCCGAGCACUCGUCUCUGCUCCUCGACAUAAUGGAGCAGCUGUAUUUGCAAAUACAAACACACGAAAUGAGUUUGCACGAAUAUAAAUGUGAUCAUGGUAGCGUUCAGAGUAGCAGUCACACGUAAACAUAGGUCGCACUUUUGACGUGCGAGCUCUGGCGCAUACUCUGUGACGUUGCCUGCUUAAACAUCUGUUUGUCUCAGUUUACAUGCAACUGUGCAAUUGAAGAUUUUCAAGAUCUCCACUCUGGCCGGAGUUUUUAGAAACAAUCGGUUUCAGAGGCGAGUUCUCCGUUUGCGUGUAAACGAGGGGCACAAACGAAGGUAAAUCUCUCAGUUUUUAAAAAUAACCAUGUAUGUGUAAACAGGGCCUAACAGGUCUUUGAGGGUCAGAAUUCUAGCUGAUAGACAGGUGUUCAAAUACUCAUUCGCAGCUGUAUCAUACAAGUUAAUAGUUAAAAAACAUAUAUUGUGAUUUCUGGAUUUUUUAUUAAAUG
This is a messenger RNA of Misgurnus anguillicaudatus (oriental weatherfish), 3824 nucleotides long. The record is from RefSeq and is a predicted model, not a curated record. NCBI's taxonomy places the organism in Eukaryota, Metazoa, Chordata, Actinopteri, Cypriniformes, Cobitidae.